Molecule: messenger RNA, 406 nt
Organism: Saccostrea cuccullata (small rock oyster)
Lineage: Eukaryota; Metazoa; Mollusca; Bivalvia; Ostreida; Ostreidae
Exons: 3
Source: RefSeq, a predicted model, not a curated record
UUUAAGAAGUUGGUGAUGCAGUGGGAUUUUUUUGUAAUCAUAUCCUUCCUAUCAAUGCCUGUUGUAAUGACCAAGAAUUUCACUUGCCCAGCGAGCAUGAAUACAAAAGAAAUUGUGGAAUCCUGUCCAACAACUAAAGAGCAAUGGAGAAGUGCAGCGGAAAGAAAAAAUUGCACAAAUCUGAAAGAAAAAUGCCUAGACAAUAAGGAACUUCUGUACCAUUGCAUUAUGAACACAGAACAAACUCACCCUGUUGAAGUGUGUUACCCUGAAUUUGUGGUAGCAGGUGGAUACUGCCUAGAAUACAAUGACGGCGGAAUGCGGGUAAUGCUUACUUUAAACAUCAGCUGUCGAAAUCAUACAAAGAAGUGCCCUAAUGUUUACUUGUCUUCCCGUGCGUUUGAAU